GUGGGCUCUGAUCAAAACUCAUUUCCCUCUCCAUAUAUAUAACUCACAGUAGCAAAAGAGUCAUACACAACCCUAAAACUAAAAUAUUUCAUUUCAGCUGGAGAUAAUCUGAUACGAAUUAUUUCAGGCGUGUUUUCUCUCUUUACACUUCUAAAUGUUAUGUUAAUCUUCCAUUGUUAUUGUAGAAUGUAAAUGCUACUUUUUCCGAAUUGUUGUUCCGAUUAUUUGAUUGUUGUUGCCGAAAAUUUAGCAUUUAGAACAUACCUGCUUGUCAUUAUUGAUUGUUGUGGAAUUCAAGUUGCAGAUUAAUUAAUUAAUUGUUGUUGCCGGAUUGUUGUGGUAUUAUGGGGGCUUUUCUUGAUGCUUAUCUUAGAGAUGAUGGUGAACAAUAUUUUGAUGUGUUGGAUCAUCCUUCUAUGGCUCCUACUAGUUUGUUUAUUGAAAAGAAAGGGUACUCUGGAUUUAUGUCCAAUUUAUAAAUGGAAAGCGAGGCUACUACAUCAUCUAGAGUGGAAUUUAGAGUGGAGCUGGAGCAAGAUAGUUAUAAUGAAUAUGCACCCCGAAAUAAGCGGAAGAAGAAGCUAUCUAAGGUAUGGCUUGAGUAUAAUGAAGAAGUAAAUGACAAUGGUGUAGGAAUCACAAAUUGUAGGCAUUGCAAAAUUAAUUUUGUUUGUGGCCUAUCUAAAGGGAGAUCACAUUUAAAGUGUCAUUUGUUACAAUAUUGUCCGAAAAUACCUAAUGGACCAAUUGGGGAGGUAUUGAUUGAUGAUAAUAAUGACAUAAGGGAAUUUGUCUUUGAUCUGAAAACACUUAGAGCAGAAAUUUUGAAUUCUAUUUUUGAAGGAGAUCACUCAUUUUCAACUGUGGAAGAAAAUGGUUUUAGAAGAAUGAUGGCUAGAGCUAAUCCUAAAUUCGAGUUAUUUUGCCGAACUAUUAUUACUAGGGAUCUUUAAUCUGAAUAUUAUUGUUAUAAGGGAAAAAUUGCAAUGCAUGUUGGUAAAUGCUCCUGCACUUAGUAGUUUAACAACGGAUUUGUGGGAUUCGAAACAUAGUUGGCAACAUUAUAUGUGUAUUACGGCUCAUUUUAUUGAUAAGAAUUGGAAGUUACAAAAAAGAAUCCUUAGGUUUCAAGCCAUUUCUCCUCCACAUGAUGCUGAAAAUUUUUUUGAUGAAAUAUUUAUGUUUUUAAAUCAAUGGAAAAUUGAUCAUAAAAUUCUUAGUUUUACUGUUGAUAAUGCUACAUAUAAUGAUGCUUUGAUAUCUAGUUUAAAAGCUAGACUUUCAAUGAGAGGGAUGUUGCCUUUUGGUAGAUCAUUGUUUUAUGUAAGAUGUUGUGCACAUGUGAUUAAUUUGAUUGUCUAAACUGAAUUAGAGCCUUUAGGAGAUAUUUUGGAAAAUGUUCGAAAAUUGGUCAAAAAGAUUUCAAAAUCAUCUAACUUAAGUAAAAUCUUUUUUGAGGUUGCUCAAAAAAACUUUCAUCUUGAUGUGAAGAGGAAACUUAAUAUUGACAUGAAAGUAUACGUUGGAUUUCAACCUUUAAGAGGAUUGAUAAUGCUUUAUUUUAUAAGGAUGUUCUUAUUCAUUUAGGGUUAAAGUAUGCUUCUAUUAAGAUUUAUGUGCCAUCAGAUAGUGAAUGGGAAAGGUUAGUGGCUAUUCAUAAGUUUUUGAAAAUAUUUUAUGACGUGACAUUCAUGUUUUCAGCUGUCAAAACCCCAACAUCAAAUUUGUAUUUUAAGUGAGCUUGGUUAAUUCAUUGUCAUUUACUUGGGACAAAAAGUGGCCCCAUGCAUUUUUGUCAUCUAUUGUGGAUCAAUGUUAAACAAAUUUGACAAGUAUUGGAAGGAAUAUAAUUUGCAGUUGUCUUGUGCGGCUAUAUUGGAUCCUCGAUUUAAGUUGAAAUUUGUAGAGUUUUGUUUAGUUAAAGUGUUUGGGGAAGAGGAAGGUAUGGUCUGAUUUACUAAAGUAUUAGAUACUUUGAGAUCAUUAUUGAGGCUUAUAAGUUACGGGCUUCCACUUCUCCUGUAGUUCCUACCCCUCCUUUAUAUAGUGGAUUUGAUAAUUUACUUGAUGAUUAUGAAAGUUAUACUUCACUAUCUUGCAAUACUAGAACUAGAAAAUCACUGUUGGACUCAUAUCUUGAAGAGGAUCAACUUAAUGUCAAUAUGGAUUUAGUUGUGUUGGAAAAGUGCAAAAAGAUAUCCAGAGUGAGCACUAUUAGCAUGAGAUUUGGUUACCAUUCCGGUUAGCUCAGUGGCUUUAGAAUCUACAUUUAAUCUUGGGGAGAAGACUAUUUUGCCGAAUCAUAGUUCUUUAAAGUCCAAAACUGUACUAGCUCUAGUUAGUUUGCAAGAUUGGCGUCGUGCUGAAUAUGACAUUCCUAUGGACUUAGAAUAUGAUUCGAAAUCAUGUGAAGAAAAAAUUAAGGAAAUUAAUGUUGAAAAUGAGGAUUCUAGCUCUUUCAUUUUACGUAAUCAUGUUUUUUUAGCAUAAAUUUUGUUUUUGUUUAUAUAGACUUGAAAUAAUGCUUCGUAUAUUGUGUUCU
Molecule: messenger RNA, 2542 nt
Organism: Amaranthus tricolor (Joseph's coat)
Lineage: Eukaryota; Viridiplantae; Streptophyta; Magnoliopsida; Caryophyllales; Amaranthaceae
Exons: 2
Coding region: 480-953 (157 amino acids)
Source: RefSeq, a predicted model, not a curated record